Molecule: messenger RNA, 636 nt
Organism: Elephantulus edwardii (Cape elephant shrew)
Lineage: Eukaryota; Metazoa; Chordata; Mammalia; Macroscelidea; Macroscelididae
Product: serine-protein kinase ATM-like
Exons: 2
Coding region: 1-636 (211 amino acids)
Molecular function (GO): protein serine/threonine kinase activity
Source: RefSeq, a predicted model, not a curated record
AUGAGUCUAGCACUUAAUGAUCUGCUUAUUUGCUGCCGUCAACUAGAACAUGAUAAAGCUACAGAACGAAGGAAAGAAGUUGAGAAAUUUAAGCGUCUGAUUCGGGAUCCUGAAACAGUUCAACAUUUAGAUCGACAUUCAGAUGCCAAGCAAGGAAAAUAUUUGAACUGGGAUGCUGUUUUCAGAUUUCUCCAGAAAUAUAUUCAGAAAGAAACAGAAUGUCUGAAAGCAGCAAAACCAAAUGUGUCGGCUUCAACACAAUACUCCAGGCAGAAAAAGAUGCAAGAAAUCAGUAGCUUGGUGAAAUACUUUAUCAAAUGUGCAAAUAAAAGAGCACCCAGGCUAAAAUGUCAAGAACUCUUGAAUUAUGUCAUGGAUACAGUGAAAGAUUCAUCUAAUGGUGCCAUUUAUGGAGCUGAUUGUAGCAACAUACUGCUCAAAGACAUUCUGUCAGUGAGAGUCCUUCUGGCCCAUGCCCACCAUCACGCCCUGGUGCCGAGGGCGCCCCACGAUGGAGCGGAAGACAGCCCAGGGGCGUCGUCGUCCGGGAAGCCGGCCUUGCACAUGCCGGAGCCAUUGUCGACCACCAGCGCAGCGAUGUCAUCAUCCAUGGUGAGCUGGGAGUGGUGGGUGUGA